UAUACACAGAGUAGAUAUCUUGACACUUGUAAUGAAUUAUAAUAUUAACAAGUCCAGAAUACCGUGGCCAUAUUUCCGAAAGCCCAGGAGCAUUACUACAAGCCUCAGGCUACGGUAACAUAGUAGGAAGGAAUCUGUAUUCCUCGUGUUCUCGACGGCCGAGCGAGCGUUACCCACCCAACCGCGUCGCGUCUGUCCUGGCCCAAGCUGGCUGGUUCUUAAGCUCCAGCCUCGAAAGCAGUAUCCACGACAAUUGUUCUCCAUCCUCCUUCCUCAUAUUCAACAAUGACCUCUGAAACUCUCGUCCCCGACAACUCUGCCGUUUCUUCACCUCCCGCCAAACGUGUCAAGACUGCCGCUACAAUGGAAGGCCCCCCACCCCUACAGAUUAAGAAGCUUUCUGAGAAGGGUCGUCUGCCCACUCGUGGUAGUGCCUUUGCUGCCGGCUAUGAUAUUUACGCUGCUCGCGACACAACUAUUCCCGCUCGUGGCAAGGCGCUAGUUGACACUGAUAUCAGCAUGGCUGUGCCAGCCGGAACCUAUGGACGCAUUGCCCCUCGAUCCGGCCUCGCUUCCAAGCAUUUCAUUGACACAGGCGCUGGUGUCAUCGAUGCCGAUUACCGCGGUCAGGUCAAGGUCCUGCUUUUCAACCAUAACGAAUCCGACUUUGAGGUGAAGGAGGGCGACCGCAUUGCUCAACUUGUUCUGGAGCGCAUCUACACCCCCGAGGUUGUCGAGGUUCAAGAACUCGAGGAGAGUGUUCGAGGCGCUGGCGGCUUCGGCAGCACUGGUUAGACCGUCAAGGAGGAUGAGUCUCAUGAAUUAAUGAAUUGGGUUUUGGGCCAAUGGAAUAGACCUACUGUAAAGCUUGUGGAAGGAACGCCAUCCAAGUGAAUUAUUUGACCCUGAAAGAUAGAUGGGAAACCCUUGAAUGGAAUCAUAACCAGACGCCUAUUCUCACACCCUUUCUACCUAUUUCUAUUUCAUCUUUGCUGGUUUCUUCUAUAGUGUCAUUGUAAC
Fusarium redolens is the source of this 1020-nucleotide messenger RNA. RefSeq names its product dUTPase-like protein. The record is from RefSeq and is a predicted model, not a curated record. NCBI's taxonomy places the organism in Eukaryota, Fungi, Ascomycota, Sordariomycetes, Hypocreales, Nectriaceae. The transcript has 2 exons. Bases 286 to 795 code for a protein of 169 amino acids. Gene Ontology annotation, molecular function: dUTP diphosphatase activity; magnesium ion binding. Gene Ontology annotation, biological process: dUMP biosynthetic process; dUTP catabolic process.